This is a messenger RNA of Psilocybe cubensis, 1143 nucleotides long. RefSeq lists its product as uncharacterized. The record is from RefSeq and is a predicted model, not a curated record. The transcript is spliced from 5 exons. Gene Ontology annotation, molecular function: protein binding. Bases 1 to 1143 code for a protein of 380 amino acids. Gene Ontology annotation, biological process: cell division. NCBI's taxonomy places the organism in Eukaryota, Fungi, Basidiomycota, Agaricomycetes, Agaricales, Agrocybaceae.
AUGGGACGAACAAGACCAAAGAAAAAGGGCCUUUCGAAGCCAGGCGACGCCCCAGCAAAAUCUUCUCCCCCAUCCACCGAAUCUCUUCUUGAGAAGGCCCAGGCCUUGAUCGUUCAAUGCGAUUAUGAGCUCGCCGUGCGCUUUAUUCGCCGGGCUUUAGAGCAAGAUCCCAAAAAUGCAGAGGCGAGGGAGAUGCUAGGCGUCUCUCUGCUCGAACUGGGAGAUCUAGACGCAGCAAAAGAGACCUUCCUAUCGUUAAUACCCCCAAGUCCAGAUGCCCCGUCUCCAUCUCCCCCAUCCGCACAUCUGUAUCUCGCUCAGCUGAGCGAAGACGACCCAAGAGGAGCCUUAAAACACUAUCAAGCUGCUAUCCAUAUCUUACAUGCACAGCUGAAAGGAAAAGAGCGUGCAGAUGAUGAAGCAUCCAAAAAAGACGAAUCAGAACUGCGAAGUAACAUCGUCCGAGCCCUUGUAGGCCAAGUGGAGAUCUGGAUGGACCCUUCGUAUGAUUUAUGCGAUGAACCUGAAGCUGAACAAAACUGUGAAGAUCUACUGUCGGCUGCACUGAAAAUCGAUCCAGGGAAUCCAGAAGCUUUGCAAACCUUGGCCUCCGUGCGUAUGUCCCAGGAGCGACCCGACGAAGCCAAGGCAUUUCUUGAGCAAGCCUGGGCGACAAUGCAAGAUAUUGAUCUUGAUGAUCCCAAACUACCCCCAAUUCCUACUCGCCUGGCUCUUGUAAAACUUUUCCUCGAGCUGUCCUUAUACACACCAGCUUUACUAGUUCUCCAUGGAAUAAUGUCCUCGGAUGAUCAAGAUGUGGAGGCGUGGUACCUGGAAGGGUGGUGUUUCUACCUCAUGGCCGAGCAAGCUCAGGAAAAUGGUGGAAAACUGGAAGACCUAACAUGGCAAGAAUUGGGAAGGGAUUCCAGGGAUUGCCUCGAGACAUGUCAAGUGCUGCACCGGAAUCAAGAGCAUCCUGAUAAGCCGCUGUUGGAACAUGUGCAGGAACUCAUAGCUAAAUUGGACGAGCUAGGUAUCACAGCAUCACCUGUGGAUGAGGGCGAGGAGGGCGAAGAUGGUGAGGGUGAGUGGGAGAGCGACGACGGGAGUGUGGAUGGUGAUGGUGAUGUUGAGAUGCAGUAG